Messenger RNA from Closterium sp. NIES-67, 500 nucleotides. The record is from the annotation of a GenBank genome assembly. NCBI's taxonomy places the organism in Eukaryota, Viridiplantae, Streptophyta, Zygnematophyceae, Desmidiales, Closteriaceae.
UCAUGCAGCAGCAGCAGCAGCAGCAGCAGCAGCAGCAGCAGCAGCAGCAGCAGCAGCAGCAGCAGCAGCAGCAGCAGCAGCAGCAGCAGCAGCAGCAGCAGCAGCAGCAGCAAGCAGCAGCAGCAGCAGCAGCAAGCAGCAGCAGCAGCAGCAGCAGCAGCAGCAGCAGCAGCAGCAGCAGCAGCAGCAGCAGCAGCAGCAGCAGCAGCAGCAGCAGCAGCAGCAGCAGCAGCAGCAGCAGCAGCAGCAGCAGCAGCAGCAGCAGCAGCAGCAGCAGCAGCAGCAGCAGCAGCAGCAGCAGCAGCCAGCAGCAGCAGCAGCAGCAGCAGCAGCAGCAGCAGCAGCAGCAGCAGCAGCAGCAGCAGCAGCAGCAGCAGCAGCAGCAGCAGCAGCAGCAGCAGCAGCAGCAGCAGCAGCAGCAGCAGCAGCAGCAGCAGGAACAACAACAAGAACAAGAACAACAACAACAACAACAAUAACAAUAAUGAUAAGAGUAAAAA